AUGGCUGCGAUUGCGCCUGCCGGCGUCUCUGGUUUGGCACGUGGGGCUGCUGCAGAGAGCUGCGGUACGGCUGCAAUUGCGUCCGCCGACGCCUCCGAUUUGGCACGUCAGGCUGCUGCGAUACGGCUGUAA
This is a messenger RNA of Gongylonema pulchrum, 132 nucleotides long. The record is from the annotation of a GenBank genome assembly. Lineage: Eukaryota; Metazoa; Nematoda; Chromadorea; Rhabditida; Gongylonematidae.